Molecule: messenger RNA, 1624 nt
Organism: Microbotryum saponariae
Lineage: Eukaryota; Fungi; Basidiomycota; Microbotryomycetes; Microbotryales; Microbotryaceae
Source: the annotation of a GenBank genome assembly
AUGGCCUCGAGCCCCACCAAGAACGUCCUCAGGGCUCGUCAUUCCAAGUCGAGCCUUAGUCGAGCAUCCCCGUCACGGCCCGGCAACAGCAGCGGUAGCAGUCGCGGUGGUGGAGCUGCUGGUCCUGGCUCACCUGUGGGCGCCACUACCAAGUCACGACGGGCGGCGCAUCAGAGGACAGACUCGUCGGAGGGCGAUGGAGACAGUGAUGAUUGGGAGGAUCACGAAGAUUCCAAGAAACGCCGAAAGGAACAAGACCAAAUUGUCGCUUCGGCACCCACACCAACCCCCACCAACCGAGCUCGACCUGCCCCCACCCCCAGCAAGAAAUCGCAAACUGCCGGUCUGGGUCGACGACUUCGUUCACUGCUCUUGCUUUUGCUCGGACCGAGUGCUCGAGUCGGUACCUUCGGCAUAUCCAUGGUGUGGUCAUGUUUCAUGUAUCUUCUCCCCCUCAUCUGCGCCAUCGGUUUGGCAUGUUACUGCCUCUCUUCCGUUCGGUCGUUCGGUAAAUCGUUACUACUCCUAUUACCCUCGGCCCCAUCUUUGGCACCCCUCACGGCCCUCUACUGCUCGACGAUCCGGUUAGGCUGCAAUCGCUCAGCACCGACUCAAGCCGAAAUCGAUUACCAGAACAUCGUCUCCCAAACGACCAGAACUACCGCCGUUAAAGUCGAGCAGGCGAAAGAUAUUUUCGGGAGCUUGUUGAACCUCGGCGAUGGGUCGGCCGGAAGUGCCGGCGCUCUGCACCCGGUUGAGAUGUGGGAGUUGGCCACGGCGGUCAAGUACUCGGGCUUGGCGGAGAGGGACUUCUUGGGCGCGCAGCUGAAUGAUCUAGGUGAGCUCGCGGAGAUUCAAGAAUUCCACCCGGGAAGCCCAGGCUGAAUCCGAAGAGUUUUUUGCCGUGCUCACCACAGGCAAUGUCGUCCGAUCUCUCAAAGACAACCUCAUCGAGAUCAACUCAUUGGGGAUAAAUUCGCUCACCUGGGUCAUUCAUCAUUUUGACCGCCUCUAAAUCAUCAUCAGUAAAGCUCACGGCGAAAAGGAGUCGAACAAGCAAAAACGACGACGGCGUUCGACGGCGGAGAACGACCGACUUUCCGCAUCCAUCAACGAGGUUUACGAGCAAAUCGACUUCCACCUCCAAGCGAUCCUCGACAAGCUCGAAAUGACGAUACCGCUUUCGACGCGCACGUCGGAUCAAGCACGACAGUUGUUCGACGAACUGAGUCGCGAGGAUCGGAGGAUCGACGAGAUGCGCCAAGAAUCCAGUCCCUUGAUGCGCUUCAUCUCCGAAUCAGGCGCAUUGGUCGUAGGAACGAAAAGCAACUUCAAGGCACGACAACUGAAAAAGGACUAUGACCUCACGCGGGUGUCGGCGAGUAGCGUCUCGGUCCUUCAUCGUGGGUUGGAAGAGACGAGGACGUCCUUGUUGGAGUACAAGCAUGGGGUUGGGAGUUAUAAGGCGAGUGUGAUUGGCUAUCAGUUGGGUGGGGCGGGGUUGGACGUCGACGAGGAGGUCGAGCAUUUAGAGAAGGUCAUGGAUGAUUUCAAGAGGACGCUGCAGGAGGUAAAGAAUAGGAGCAAACCUGGGGGCAGUGGGGCCAAGACGCUACCGAUGUAG